CCCCCCCCCGGCUCCUCUUGCGCCCGCCCCGGCACUGAUUGUUGACAAAAGACGCUGCGAGACGGAGCGACGGAGGACGGUACCGGUGAGCAGAACGGCCCGUUAACGGGACUCCUUCAUCCGAACAGUUAACGGAGACCGGACCGACGAGGGUAGGGGGGCACGAGGUCUCUUCCGUUUCUAGAAAACCGUGUGGUCGAGGUGAUUCGUUUGUCGGUGGUGGUCGGACCGCAGCAGGCCGGUGUGAAGUGGACCUCCCCCCUCCCCCCCUUCCCCGCUCCUCAUCUACUCGCGAUUGGUAUUUACCGACACAAAAAACCCAGCGGCCAAGAUGGGUCACUCGCUGUGAGCCGAGGGGUCAGGCCAGCGUUAAGGGAGGAAGCGGCUGCCUUGGGCAGGUCAAUUCAGCCGGGAAUGGUGUGAGCUGAGACGACCAGGCAGUCUGGAUCUGACCGGGGACCCGUCCUUCCCCCGGAGCCUCCGCGGCUCCAAGCCGCGUCCUGAGCCCUCCAAGAUGGGGAAGUGCGAUGGAAGAUGCACGCUGCUGGUGAUAUGUUCGCUGCAGUUGGUGGCAGCCCUUCAGAGGCAAGUGUUUGAUUUCCUGGGCUACCAAUGGGCUCCCAUCCUGGCCAACUUCUUACACAUUAUGGCCGUCAUCUUGGGCAUGUUUGGCACCGUGCAGUUUCGUUUCAGAUACCUUAUCUUUUAUGCAGUAUGGCUGGUCCUUUGGGUUGGCUGGAACUCGUUCAUUAUCUGUUUCUACCUGGAAGUGGGAAACCUGUCUCAGGACAGGGACUUUCUCAUGACUUUCAAUACGUCUCUUCAUCGUUCGUGGUGGAUGGAGCAUGCUCCUGGUUGCCUGGUAACGCCAGUCCUCGACUCUCGCAUGGCCCCUGACGACCACCAUGUCAUCACUGUCUCAGGGUGUCUCCUUGACUACCAGUACAUAGAGGUGUUAAGUUCGGCCAUUCAGGUCCUAUUGGCGCUUUUCGGCUUCGUCUACGCCUGCUAUGUGAGCAAAGUCUUCCAGGAUGACGAGGACAGCUUUGAUUUCAUUGGUGGCUUUGACUCAUAUGGCUACCAGCCUCCUCAGAAGUCCUCGCAUCUUCAACUGCAACCUCUUUACACGGCUGGUUAACUGUUGGUGGUGCUCCAUUCAGGACAAACCCUGACGGUGUCACAGUGGAUGGAAAGCUGUGGUUGCCUCAAUUACACUCACUCCGUGUGUCACAGUUUACCGGAAUGGACUUACCCCACCCAGAGGGAGAGGCGUGUGUGCGUGUGUCUGAGAAAGAGUAAAUGCAGCCCUGAAUAGAAUGUACAGAGCUCAGGGAAGAACCAGCAUGCCAGGUGGUGUGAUCGAGGAGGAGGAGGAGGAGAACGAGGAGGAAGAGAACAAGAGCUGGGUACACCUCUGUCAACUCACAGAAGACACACUUCAGUAAACUGCCAGCUCUCAACACUCCCACAAGUGUGUGUGUGUGUGUUUGGCUGGUGCUUCGUGGUGGCACCCUGGACUCUUACUACUUGGUGUCCCCGAGAAUUUUUCUUUCUGGGUGCUUGUGUUUGUGUGUGUGUGUGUGUGUGUGUGUGUGGGAGGGUCACAUAAUAAAUGGAGGCACGGCUCGUACCUGUUGUCGUUUUAGAAUGUGGUGAUGUCGAACUAGAGCAGUCUUACGGUACCCAUUCCCAGAGCCAUCUGUCCUUCCUGCCAUGCCGUUAAAACCACUGUUUGAAUUCAAUCUCUUUACACGACCAACCGGACCUGCAACCUGCAGAGAAGGUCAAACAGCUGUAGGAACAGAAAGGACGUACUGCGUAAAGGAUCCGACUGGCCAUAUUUCCUACAAUUUAUUAUUCACCAAUACCAACAAUACGUCUCUCAAAACUUUCAAACGUUACCAGCGUGUGUCUCUCAAAUCCAAAAUCCAAACCAAUUAGUUCCUCCAAGUGAAAAACAUUUGAAAUAGAGUCACAGAAAUGUACUAAAGACGAAUCGACUGGGCACCGUAUAUUUAAGCAAAUUUCACUAAAACAGCCGUAAAUAGUGUUGUUUUCUUGUCUGGGACUAUUUCCAUGUGCUCUGCUCGUGAGUACUUCUAUGUGGGAUCAUCUCAAAAUAAACUACAGUGCCCAGUUUCAUCUGAAAAAAGCCAUAUGUCACCCAGUCAACACUGUGGUUUAAAAAAAACUAAACACUUUUGGACAGAAAUGCAUUUCACUGAGGAAUGAUAAGGCUUUAUCUACACAAACAAACUGUCAGUGGGACUAUUCAAUUGUUGAUUUUGGUCUUUUCAUGGGAUUUGUUGACAUGAAUGAAAAUGUAAAAUAUCCCCAGACGUCCUUUACUGGUCUGGGUAUCUGCAAAGAUCCAGUCAAAUGUGUUUUGCAGGAAUUUUUGUUUUCAGGAAAUAAAUUCAGCCUCCUGUACAUGCAAUGCGGUUGACUAGGGAUGCAGAUGGCUUUGGGACAAGACGUUAGUGUCUAUGGGGGGCAGCAGUGGGGAACUGUGCAUGUAAAUAACCAGCCAAUGAUUGUUUUGUUGGUUCCAUUUAGAAAAGGGGGGUUAGGGGGUGGUAGGGGCUUGGGGACGAUGGGUACACAUCAACGGUUUACUUCAUACCUGUUUCUUUUCUUCUCUUCUAACCCAUCUGCAGCUAGUUCUCUCUCAUCUUUCUCCAAAACUAGACUCACCUCUGCAGCUCACGUUGUUAAAGGAGACCUGAGAGGAACAUAAUAUCAGGAUCAAUAGAUUUUGUAGAUAUGAUUGGAGAUAUGAAGAGGGACAAGGGAGACAGGUAUGCGGCGAAGGCCUUACUGGAUGUAAGGAGAAGUUUGAAAUAAUAAAAAUACACUUUCUACGUUAAA
Pseudoliparis swirei is the source of this 2868-nucleotide messenger RNA. It is a transcript of the gene nkain1, whose product is annotated as sodium/potassium transporting ATPase interacting 1. The transcript has 8 exons. The record is from RefSeq and is a predicted model, not a curated record. Gene Ontology annotation, biological process: regulation of sodium ion transport. Lineage: Eukaryota; Metazoa; Chordata; Actinopteri; Perciformes; Liparidae. Bases 515 to 1138 code for a protein of 207 amino acids.